GUUCGGAUAAACGACAGGGAGACGAAAGACCCACACUUCACAACCGAGGCUAUCGGCAAGGAAAAGGCCAUUGCCAGAGACGGGAUUCAUGGGUUACAUUGGUUAUUCAGUGGAUGUACCUGGCAGUAUACUUCACAAUGGAAACAAUACAAUCUUUCUGAAACAGUCGAGAGGCAAAAUCCCUUGGAAAGGACACAU
This is a messenger RNA of Ilex paraguariensis (yerba mate), 198 nucleotides long. Lineage: Eukaryota; Viridiplantae; Streptophyta; Magnoliopsida; Aquifoliales; Aquifoliaceae. The record is from the annotation of a GenBank genome assembly.